Molecule: messenger RNA, 1343 nt
Organism: Dimorphilus gyrociliatus
Lineage: Eukaryota; Metazoa; Annelida; Polychaeta; Dinophilidae
Source: the annotation of a GenBank genome assembly
UUUUAUACUAAAAUAAUAUGUAACGUUAAAAAAAGGGGUUAUAUAGACUGGUAAUUGAGUACAUGUCAGAGGUCGAGUAUAAUCAAGAGUGGAGUGAGUCCGUGAACCACCAGUCUUUUAACGGUAAAGUUACACUGUUGAUUCUGAAUCGGUAGUAAGAAAAAAAAAUGGCUACUCUUGAAAGAAAUUGUAGAAUGUGUCAAGUUUGUUCCGAAUCAUGGCCCCAUAAAAGUCUCAGAAUACUACCUUGUAAGCAUAUUUCCUGUAUUGAAUGUCUAUAUCAACUCCAAGGAGCUUACUUAGUUGAAUGCGCAGUUUGUCAUAAAGAUGCUGUUGUACCUGGUAGAGAUGUUGAUAAUUUUCCAGUGUAUAAAGCUACCUUUAAGCAUCAAAAAAAUCUAAUUAAAGUAAAAAAAAGUUCUUGCCCAUGCAAAUUAUCUUACAAAUGUUACAUAACAAACGAAGGACUUUAUUCAAUUUCGACUAAAGAUCUGAGAACAAUUCUGUUUAAACCUUCAUUCGAUGGCUUUAUACUACCAAUCUGUCUUAAUAAAGAGAUAUCCGACUUUGCUAUUACAGAUAACUAUAUAUACGCCGUUGAAAAUUCAACUGGUAAAAUAUUGUCGUCGACAAAACCAUUUGAAGGAGAGAUUAAUCUAAGAUUAUACAGUUCUAACAGAGUGAAUUCAUUAAAGGCAAUAGAAGAUGAAAAUGGCGAUAGUUGUAUAAUAGGCUUUUUAGAAUGCAGGAAUAAAUGUCUGUUUAUUCAUAAAAGUAUUUACAGAUGGUCAUCAUUGAAUUGUAAGAGUAUUGAAUGUAUUCUUCCAAAUGGUAAUCCUAUCAUAAAAACAUGUGAUAAUAAAUUUGUCAUACUCGAUAAACUUAAAGGUAAACCUUUAAACGAGUUAAAAUGUAAAGGAUUAUCACAAGUUUGCAAUUUUUCACCACAUGGAAUCCUGCUAGCGCAAACGUCAUUUGACAAAUACAGAAAAUAUUACGAAGAUAACGAAUAUCAAUACAGAUACACAGAUGCGGAUGACGACAUGGAUCAGAAUGAGGAGUAUGGUAUUAGUAAUAAAAUAAUUAAAAUGGAACUUUUCCUAUACGAUUAUAACUUUAAAUUAAUAAGAAAACUUAAUGAUUUUAAACGUGCUAAAUUAAUUGGAACAGCAAAAAAUGGUAAUAUUUGCUUACUAUUCGUUAAUGGUAAAAUGAAAACAUACGAAUGGAAGUAAAGUGUCUUUUUUGUCUCUUUUCAUUGAGUUUUGUUGUUUUCUUGCAUUGUUUUCAACCUAUUCUAUGCGAAUUUUACAAUAGAAAUUUGAAAUAAAACUUGAGAAGAU